UCCUCUUCUCCUCUCCUCCUCUCCUCUUACUGUGAACGCGACUAUGUUGCUUGGACUCAAUGGACACGCUUUGAUUUUUAUCCUCACGCAGCAUCAACAUUUGUUGUUUUAAUUGUGUGUUUUUUGGAUAAAGGAACCACUUUUGGAUAUAAAUAAAUAUGGAGGAGGAGAGAAGACCCUCUCAACAGUACGGCGCUCUGGAAAACACGCGAGUGGAAGAAGGAGCGAUGGAGAAAUCAACGGACGACGUCGUCUCUAUGGCCGACUCCACCAUGACAGCGGAUGACAUCGAAGGAGAGCUGUUCCGAAUCGAGCGCGUACGAGACGUCCUCGUGCGGAGAGAGUCAGAGCUCAGAUACAUGAUGGACGACAUCCAGCUCUGCAAAGAAAUCACAAGGCUGAAGGAGGAGCUGCAAAAACGUGUCACCAUUCCAGACAAGGACAAGUCCACGGAGGACAGGGUGAAAGAGGAGGAGCUGCUGCGGCAAAUCAACAAGCUGGUGGAGACCAGAGACUUCCUCGUGGAUGACGUGGAGUUUGAGCGGCUGAGGGAGAGAGAGGAGGACAGAGAGAUGGCAGCUUUUUUACAGUCCAAAUUUCCCAAGGCCUUGACUGCAAAAGGUGCUUUGGAAGAUCAGUCGGUGGCGUCUAAAUCCAAGCACACGUCGCCGCCGUUUCUCUCCAAGACUGGACUCACGCUGCUGAAAGACUGCUGCGGCUUCACCUGCUCCGUCAUGUAACUGGUGUGAAAGCAGAGGACAGGGGACACGUGAGCCUCCAUGUGUGAAGGAUUAGCUGCAUACUCCCCAUGAAUGCCAACGUGCAUAUAAUAAAUGGAUAAGCGUUAUAUUAUUAUGUGCGUUUUGGAAAUACUGUGAUUAUAUGUGUUGUAGUAUAAUAUGUGCGACUGUUUUCUUUCUAUUUAAGUUUAUUAGUUUAUUAAACUGUCCUUUGAAUAAGCUACUGUGAUAAAAAUGUGAUUUAUCUUGCUGUAUAUGUGUGGACAUGUGCUUUUUUUAUAAGUGUUACUGAAAUAAAGACGUUUUAUU
Solea senegalensis (Senegalese sole) is the source of this 1049-nucleotide messenger RNA. RefSeq lists its product as uncharacterized. The record is from RefSeq and is a predicted model, not a curated record. The coding region runs from base 159 to 740 and encodes 193 amino acids. NCBI's taxonomy places the organism in Eukaryota, Metazoa, Chordata, Actinopteri, Pleuronectiformes, Soleidae. The transcript is spliced from 6 exons.